AUGCCCGCCGGGAUGUUCAGCAUAGACAGCAUCCUGUCCGGCCGGCCGAGCUGUAAGGAGCCACUGCUGCUGCACCGGAGCGGCCCGGUGGUGCUGUCCGCCGGCCUCACGGACUCUAUCUACACCGACUACAACGGACUGUACACGGCCACAUGCGGGCCCACUCCCCCCGGGGUUCAGUCUGUGAACGGGACCAGGAUAGGAUAUAACGGCUACUACUACGGACAGCUGCACGUCCAGGGAACAGGAGGAGGGCCGCCGUGCUGCGGCUCAGUGCCCGGCCUCAGCCCGCAGCAGUGUCCCUGUAUCCCGGCAGGAUACGACAGCCCGGGCUCGGUGCUGAUCUCUCCGGUCCCGCACCAGAUGAUGUCCUAUAUGAACAUGGGCGGCCUGUCGAGGACCGAGCUGCAACUCCUCAACCAACUGCACUGCCGCAGGAAGCGGAGACACCGCACCAUCUUUACCGACGAGCAACUGGAGGCUCUGGAAGGCCUCUUCCAGGAGACCAAGUACCCAGACGUCGGCACCCGGGAGCAGCUAGCCCGCAAAGUCCACCUCCGGGAGGAGAAGGUCGAGGUUUGGUUCAAAAACAGACGCGCGAAGUGGAGGAGGCAGAAAAGAUCUUCAUCAGAGGAAUCAGUCAGCUCUCAGAAAUGGAACAAAACGACCAAAGAGUCCGCGGAGAAAACCGAAGAGAGUAAAAGCGAGGUGGACUCUGACAGCUGA
This is a messenger RNA of Scomber japonicus (chub mackerel), 726 nucleotides long. It is a transcript of the gene gsc, whose product is annotated as goosecoid. Gene Ontology annotation, molecular function: RNA polymerase II cis-regulatory region sequence-specific DNA binding; DNA-binding transcription factor activity, RNA polymerase II-specific. The transcript has 3 exons. Gene Ontology annotation, cellular component: nucleus. Bases 1 to 726 code for a protein of 241 amino acids. Gene Ontology annotation, biological process: regulation of transcription by RNA polymerase II. NCBI's taxonomy places the organism in Eukaryota, Metazoa, Chordata, Actinopteri, Scombriformes, Scombridae. The record is from RefSeq and is a predicted model, not a curated record.